This is a messenger RNA of Nylanderia fulva, 1034 nucleotides long. Its product is annotated as keratocan-like. The record is from RefSeq and is a predicted model, not a curated record. Gene Ontology annotation, molecular function: protein binding. NCBI's taxonomy places the organism in Eukaryota, Metazoa, Arthropoda, Insecta, Hymenoptera, Formicidae.
AUGCACUGUUCAAAAGAUGUACUGAAUUUCAACAAUAAUAAAGUGAAGACACUGAAGAACGACAGUCUGUAUCCUUACAAGAAACUGGCCUACAUCUAUCUAGCUGACAAUAACAUCCGUAAAAUCGAUGAGGCAGCCUUCGUCAAUCAGCAUUACUUGGAUGUGCUGGAUCUCACGCAAAACCGUUUUGUCACACUGCCCAAAAGUCUAUUUCAAAUGCCGUAUCUUCGCACGCUCUACCUCGACGAUAACCUGCUCACCGAUUCCGUAUUUAAGAUGAAGGUCACUUCGCCCAUAAGACUGCUGCAGCUGGCCAGGAACGAGUUAACCAUGAUCCCGAACAUAGGUGUCCAGCCGACUCUGCUUGAUCUUAACGUGUCCAACAACAACAUCAUUUCGAUCAGCACCGAGGAUCUGGCGCCCUUCUGCUCGCUGAAGGUGCUCGAUCUGAGCAGGAAUAAGAUCAGUUUUAACACGGACAGUUGCGAUUGUCAGACGUUCAGCGCAUGGGUAAAGCUGCGUCAGAUCAAGAUGGAACCCAAGGACCUUUACAAGUGCAUCGAUUCGCCGACAGGUCAGAACGAGAAUUGCGCCAACGUUGGAUUCAGUAAUCGGACGUACGAGUUGUUCAACGAGUGCUUGGCUAUGAUACAGCAGGAGAUGAAGACCGAGAAUCGAUUCGUUUGGAUAAGCGUCGCUUUGUGCGUCUCGGUGUUUUUCAUCAUGGUCUUUACGGCGUUGUUUUGCGUGCACAAGCGGAUCUGUAGACGGCGCAGAAAGCAGAAGGAGCAGCAACAGCCAACAGCGAUCUACAACAACAUCGAGCAGCUUCAACAGCAAUCUGACGAUAAUUAUGAAAUAAUCCAGGAAGCAAACAUAUGUCAUUUUGAUAUCAUAUGCUGGUCAUUCUAUAACUAAAAAUCAAGUGUUAAAUGACGUAUUUAUGACCGAAAAGUGACAGACUACGCCAUCUUGAUAAAGUUAUUAUGCAUCGUACAUACGUGUACAUGUGCGCGUUGCUAUGCAUAUUAUAU